Molecule: messenger RNA, 1242 nt
Organism: Kockovaella imperatae
Lineage: Eukaryota; Fungi; Basidiomycota; Tremellomycetes; Tremellales; Cuniculitremaceae
Product: inositol-pentakisphosphate 2-kinase
Exons: 3
Biological process (GO): inositol phosphate biosynthetic process
Cellular component (GO): nucleus
Molecular function (GO): ATP binding; inositol-1,3,4,5,6-pentakisphosphate 2-kinase activity
Source: RefSeq, a predicted model, not a curated record
AUGGUAAAAGUCACAAAUACACAGGACGACAAUGCUCUGCAGUUCGAUCCUUGCUCCGAGACUCAUGCUCGCGAUUGGUCCUACCGCGCUGAAGGAGGUGCUCAUUUCAUCUUCGGAUACGAUGGGUCAGCGAAAGGAUACGUCGAUCGUGUCCUUCGGAUACAGAAAGCUGUUGCUGCUUCUGGGCCAGAUGAGACAAUGAGACGUGUCUGGGUCAUGGACCUUCUACCGAAAUUACUGCCUCGCGACCUACUGCUUCAAUCUGUGCUCGUCGAAUUGCAAGAGAAGUGGCUCAAAGAACUUAUGUCAACUGACAUGUCGAAGCGACCAGAAGAGCGAAAAGGCAGUAUGGCUGGGACCGCAUCGCUUACCGACUCCAUAUCAGGCUCUACUCAUGGCUGGAUCAUGGACGACCUAAUUGCAAGGGGGAAAAAGGAGGAGUCUGUCCUCUGCGUCGAGAUUAAACCCAAAUGGGGUUUUCUCCCGGAUCAGCAACACGUUCAGCCACCAGAAGCGGCGGGCAUCAAAUCGCAGAUCCCACGCUUCCACCUGCACGAACACUUUCGUGGCAACUACACAUCCGAGGACGUAGGAUACAAUCCCCUCGACUUGUUCUCAGGCCAGCAGGCUCGCAUGAAGAAGGCUCUAGAAGGCCUCUGGCUUGGCUGGGAGGCUAGCGAAGGGAGGAAGAAUAAUUGGAGGGUCUACGUCGAUGGCCAGGUCGUCUUGCCAGCUUCUGUGAUCAAGCCCAUCGACGUGCCUACAACUGGCUCCAAGCAAUCUGUGAGAGACAGCACGAUCGAUCUAGUCCUGCCAUGUCUCAUCUCAUCCAACGUGUUCGGCCUUGUUGGAAGACUGCAAUCUCGUCUCGAUGCUACUGAUAUUUCGGAUCUCGCUACGAGGUAUGGCGCGGAAUAUCCGGACGCAGAGCCUUUCGCCGGCUCUGCGAGCUCAGAAGCGACAGAAGCCGAGCUCAGAACAUUGGUGGCCAGAUUUGUCGCAGCCUCUGCCAAUCCUCAACCCCAGUCAUGGUCUUUGCGCGAGAGUCUGAUCGCAUAUUCCCUGGCCGCAAUCUUCAAAGACUGCUCAAUCUUCGUUCGAAUCCCUCUCGCUCGGAAGGAUGGCUCGUGGCAAGUAUCCGCCAAUCCUUCGGUCAAAGUGGUUGACGUGGACUUGAAACCACUGUGCUCAAUGCGUAAAUGGUAUGACCUGGAUGAGAAGCUUUGGAAACACUGGUACGAG